Messenger RNA from Syngnathoides biaculeatus (alligator pipefish), 1338 nucleotides. RefSeq lists its product as uncharacterized. Gene Ontology annotation, biological process: iron-sulfur cluster assembly. The transcript is spliced from 8 exons. The record is from RefSeq and is a predicted model, not a curated record. Gene Ontology annotation, molecular function: iron-sulfur cluster binding; iron ion binding. Bases 27 to 806 code for a protein of 259 amino acids. Gene Ontology annotation, cellular component: mitochondrion. NCBI's taxonomy places the organism in Eukaryota, Metazoa, Chordata, Actinopteri, Syngnathiformes, Syngnathidae.
CUUCCUUCUUUUUCAAAACAAUCAAGAUGGCGGCGCACACGAGAUGGGCUAUGUGCCACUGGCUACGGACGGCGAAAAAUUCAACUUUUAUCCGAUUUCCACAGAACACUGGUAUUUCAUACCACACCCAGAUUCACAGGAGAGUCCUUUCCGAACCCCCGACCAAAACCACACACGUCCCAAUACGACAGGUAUCCAUCCAGACGGAAGACACCCCAAACCCAAGAAGCUUGAAGUUUCUCCCUGAUAAGCCGGUUUUAGGACACGGAACGCUGGAUUUCCCCUCGCAGAGCUCAACGGAGUGUUCAUCUUUAGCCAGGGACCUCUUCGAAAUCGAAGGAGUCAAAAGCGUCUUCUUUGGGCCGGACUUCAUCACCGUCACAAAAAUAGACGAAGACUUGGAGUGGACGGACAUCAAGCGCAAUGCCCUGGAGGCCAUGGCCAAAUUCUUUGAGAGUGGCGACCCCAUCACGACAGGGGAAGUGCACGCAGAAAGUAGUGUCUCUGAGGAUGACGACGAAGUGGUCUUGAUGAUUAAGGAGCUUCUGGACACCAGAAUCAGGCCAACGGUGCAGGAGGACGGCGGCGACGUGGUCUUCAAGGGCUUCGUGGACGGCACGGUGCAGCUGAAGUUGGUGGGCUCCUGCACGGGAUGCCCCAGCUCCACGGUGACCCUGAAGAACGGCAUUCAGAACAUGAUGCAGUUCUACAUUCCCGAAGUUAAGGCGGUGGAACAGGUGGAAGAUGAAGCGGACGAAGUCAGCGCGAAGGUUUUCUCAGAGCUAGAAAGCAAAUUACAGGAGUAAUUGUGAAGUUUAUUGAUCGGUGUGCUACGUGAUCAUCUUUCUCCACGCUUCACAAAGAAGAAAAAGGAGAGAAAUUCAGAGGCAUCGUUUUGCUUUGUGUGUACCUGUGCCUGCUACUUACAGUUAACACUUUUCAUCACGGAAAUGUCAUCACGUCAAGCUAAGGAUGCUAAUGCGCUAUGAAAAUUCCCAUUUUUCACUAUGGAGUUACACACACCCUCCCCAAAAAAAUGUCAGUUUUAAAGCGGCGCCUGCGAGGCUGCAAAUGUUAUUUAUUUUCACUGUAAGAAUACUGUAUUUUAUGUAAAGGUUUUGCACUUUGGCGUCACGCCGAUUUCAUAAUGGAACAGAUGAUCUGUUGGGAAAUUAGCACACGUAGGGAGCAUACGCACUGAAAAAAAAAUAUUUACAAUUAACUGUAUUGUAAUAAUUUCUCAAGCCCACUUCAUCGCAAUAAAUAUGACGAAAGCAAAACUAAACAAAAGACUGCUCCCCCUCCCCCCACAUGCACCCCCCCUUUUUUCCCCUCAUU